Messenger RNA from Chenopodium quinoa (quinoa), 1780 nucleotides. RefSeq names its product actin-related protein 2/3 complex subunit 1B-like. The transcript has 15 exons. The record is from RefSeq and is a predicted model, not a curated record. Gene Ontology annotation, molecular function: actin filament binding. Bases 234 to 1367 code for a protein of 377 amino acids. Gene Ontology annotation, biological process: Arp2/3 complex-mediated actin nucleation. NCBI's taxonomy places the organism in Eukaryota, Viridiplantae, Streptophyta, Magnoliopsida, Caryophyllales, Amaranthaceae. Gene Ontology annotation, cellular component: Arp2/3 protein complex; actin cytoskeleton.
UUUAUUACUUUUUGCCACGGAGGGAGAAAAAUAAGGUGAACUAAUGUUAAUUAAUGGAACGAGGGGUUUCAAAAUAAAAAAAUAAAAAAAAUAACGGAACGAGGAAACUCGAUAAGACAUCUCUUUUGGCUUUCAUUGGUACCUAACAUCGGGUGAUCAUCUCCCAGUUUCCAGAUCUCAGUUUCAUGUGAAGGAUUCCCGGCGAGAUCUGAUUCCCUAAUUAGAGUACAACAAUGACGGCUGUUUCUGUUCAUAAGUUUGCUCAGUGCAUCACUUGCCAUGCCUGGAGUCCUGACCAUUCAAUGAUUGCUGUAUGCCCAAAUACUGAAGAAGUCCACAUUUAUCAAUCAUCGACUGACAAAUGGGAAAAAGUACAUGUCCUUCAAAAGCAUGAUCAAGUUGUAUGCGGUAUAGACUGGAGCUCAAACAUGAACAAAAUCGUGACUGUUUCUCAUGAUCGAAAUUCGUAUGUUUGGCACCAUGAAGGAGGUGAAUGGGUUCCAACACUAGUUAUCCUAAGAUUAAACCGUGCUGCCCUAUGUGUGCAAUGGAGUCCGAAAGAAAACAAGUUUGCUGUUGGUAGUGGUGCUAAGACAGUUUGCAUAUGCUACUAUGAACAAGAAAAUAACUGGUGGGUCAGUAAACUUAUAAGGAAAAAGCACAACUCUUCUGUGACAAGUGUUGCCUGGCAUCCCAAUAAUAUUCUUUUGGCAACCACGUCAACAGAUGGAAAAUGCAGAAUAUUUUCCACUUUUAUCAAGGGUGUUGAUACAAGGAAUUCUGAAGCUGGCUCUUCAUCUGAUACAAAAUUUGGAGAGCAAAUUCUACAGCUUGAUCUUUCAUAUUCAUGGGCAUUUGGCGUAAAAUGGUCUCCUAGUGGCAACACCCUAGCUUAUGUUGGUCAUAACUCAAUGAUAUACUUUGUUGAUGAUGUUGGUCCGUCACCUUUGGCACAAAGUGUCGCAUUCCGUGAUUUGCCUCUCCGUGAUGUCUAUUUUGUGUCUGAGAAGAUGGUCAUAGGUGUGGGAUUUGACUGCAAUCCUAUGGUUUUUGCUGCAGAUGAAAGUGGGUUGUGGAGCUUUAUUAAAUUUCUUGGUCAAAAGCAGACAACUCCAACGAAUGCAAGGGCUGGUUCUCAGAUUUCAGGAGCAUUUGGAAAACUAUAUGGUAAUUCAAAGUACAACAAUGUCAAUGAUAACGGCAAUGAUUCUUACUCGAGUGGACGUGCCCAUGAAAACUGCAUUACCUGCAUUGUGCCAUUGAAAAAGGGAAGAGACUCAAAAGUGACGCGCUUCAGUACUUCAGGACUUGAUGGUAAGGUGGUCAUUUGGGAUUUGGAAGGCCAAGACCUGGCAGACUAUUACUGAAACAAACAGAAGAUCUGGGUCUUGUGAGGGCGCUAAUGAGUUUGGAGCUUAUAGAACUAUUAUCUGUAAAUCAGAUCUUCUCUCAGUUAAAGAAGCUGAUUUCCCAGCAACUGCAUCCAGUGACAGGAACAGAAUAUCUCUGUAAUUGAUGCAGAUUUCGGGUAUAUGAGAAGUACGGAGUAAAUAUAGUUAUACUGUUUGAAAAUAUAUUUGUAGGUCCGAAAGUAAAACAUUCUUGUUUUGAUAAUGUGUAUUCUCGGUAUUGUUGUUACUUUUCCUUCAUAUAAAAAUACUUGGUUUUAUGGCAAAUUGGUAUAAGGCAUGUUAUUGCUGCUGUAGUGCAAUAAAAUUCCUGCAGUACGUGGUUGUUUAGAAGCGUAUUGGGGAUAUAAACAAUGGUUUGACCAAGUCAA